AUUCGCCAUCAGCUGAUUGCAGUGAGUCUCUUGGAUUACAAGGUGAUAAUGAAGAGAGUGUAACUGAUCCACCUUUACAUGUGCCAAUUGAAAAUCAAUCGGAAACUGAACCUCAACAGAAUAACAACUCUCACAUCUCAACUAUGGAUUCUCAUGAAAAUCAAUUGCCCUCAUCGUCUUCAUCAAGUGAAAAUAUGUCAUCAAUUGAUGGAUGUGCUAUCAGUCGACCCAUAAGAAAUUCACCUGAAUCUAUUGGGUCAAGUUUCGAUGGCGAAUCAAUUGGCGGCAAUGGUGCUACUGGUGGUGAUAUUGAAUCGAUUGACAGUCCAUUAGGUCAUUUUAAAACCGAUAUAUUUGACGCUGAAUACCGGAUGGACUAUCCUGGUACUCACUUGGACUGCCAAACUGACGCUGCAAUAACGAUCGCUCAACCGGCUGAUCGAACUCAAUCCAUUCCCAUUUGGGCUGACUUUUUGAUCUCAUACUCAACUGUUGAAGGUUAUUUUUCGUAUCGUAAUACAAGUUCCGGUGGAUGGUUUGUUCAAUCACUUGGUCCACUUUUAUAAAAAUAUGGAGCAAAUUACGAUUUUGUCUCAAUUUUAACCCACGUAAACAUGGUGGUUGCUCGAGAUUUCGAAGCAAGACCAAAGGGAAAACAAAUACCCCAAACUGUUCACACACUGACCAAAAAGUUGGUUUUCCGUCGAAAAA
Panonychus citri (citrus red mite) is the source of this 711-nucleotide messenger RNA. Its product is annotated as caspase-3-like. Gene Ontology annotation, molecular function: cysteine-type endopeptidase activity. The transcript has a single exon. NCBI's taxonomy places the organism in Eukaryota, Metazoa, Arthropoda, Arachnida, Trombidiformes, Tetranychidae. The coding region runs from base 144 to 566 and encodes 140 amino acids. Gene Ontology annotation, biological process: proteolysis. The record is from RefSeq and is a predicted model, not a curated record.